Messenger RNA from Echinococcus granulosus, 462 nucleotides. RefSeq lists its product as hypothetical. The record is from RefSeq and is a predicted model, not a curated record. Bases 1 to 462 code for a protein of 153 amino acids. The transcript is spliced from 4 exons. NCBI's taxonomy places the organism in Eukaryota, Metazoa, Platyhelminthes, Cestoda, Cyclophyllidea, Taeniidae.
AUGUCCAAGAUUGUUCUCAAAAAAAGACAUAAUGUGAUGGAUUCUAAUACAGGUCUGUGUCGCCUAUUCACACGCUUCUCUGAGAGACUAAACAGGCUGCACGAGAGGAAACAGAGUCUAGCCAUAGCUCUCAAUAUAAUCACAAUUUCCCCCCAUCAACCCUCAAUUCUGAUAGAUGCCGCUUUGUGUCUCACCCUCUCCUCCUCUUCCUCCCUCUCAUUCUACUUUGGCAUCAUCCUUUUCAGUGAUAUCUUUGACAACUUUGACAGCCCCCUCUGCAUUAGAGCUUUUACAGCACUCUCUGUAGUGGAGCGCUUGCCCGAUCCUGACCUCCUGAUUGACAAGAAAUCCGCCGUGCAACAGAUGAACCCGUCUGGUCGUUGGAUAAAACUGCAUCAUUUUAAUAAAUCAGAAGAUGUAGACUACAUAAAGAGUGGUGAGGCACUGGCAGAUGGCUCGUAA